Messenger RNA from Physella acuta, 1006 nucleotides. RefSeq lists its product as uncharacterized. NCBI's taxonomy places the organism in Eukaryota, Metazoa, Mollusca, Gastropoda, Physidae. The record is from RefSeq and is a predicted model, not a curated record.
GACAUGACUCCCGCCAUUAUAGGGGGCGUGGUCGCUGGUGUUGUUCUCGUCGCUGUCGUUAUCUUCGUCAGCUGCAUCUUCUGUAAGAGACUCCCCAGUUGCCCGCCGUCCAGCAAGCCGAUAGACGAUGACCAGGGGGAGGUGGACAUUGACAGGUACUACAGUACCACAGAGGACGAGAUGAGAAAUCUGGAACUGGCGCAGGCUGGUUCGGCUAGGCAUUCAGUCUCUUCUACACAGGAGCUGUACAUAUCACCAGAGGACGUACGUGCCAACAAGAGAAACAACGCCAAAGUCAAGUCCCCCAUCUUGGCCAGUGACGUCUUCGAUGACGACGACGAGUACGUCACAGCGUUUGAGGUAAGGAGCCGUAAGAGGGAGUCUCAGAAAGAUAAAAACCCGGAUCAAAAUGGCGGAAUGCCGGCAGACGAGACGAACUACGAUCGUCUGGGCCGGCAGAGCUUCUCACCCGACCCUGACGUCAUGGAAAAUUACGACAAGCUAGUUCCAGCAACGGUACCGGAACUCUCAGCGAAGAAAUCAGAACCGGACGACCAAAUCCCGGAUGGCAGAGUUGAAGCCGGAGCCGUGAAUUUAGCAUACAACGAUACGGAAAAACCGGAAAUAUCCGGCUCCCAGUCUCCAACAUACGAGACUUUGUAUGACACUAAAGUGAAAGUAGCGCCUACUCUAUCCGCGACAUACUGCAACGAAGACAAAUCUCCGGAAUUCGCCCCAGAACGCGAUGCCGCCUCCGUCUACGACACGCCGCGUAGCGCCAAAUCCAAACUCUUGUCAGUCAGCAGACGUGACCCAGACGACCCCACCACGGACACUGGGCCUCUGGUCGAUAAAAUCGACGAAACUCUGGAACCGAAUCGUGUAGAUGAGAGCAACGACGCUGACGACUCGCUGAAAGCCCCAGUGGCCAAACCUCGCAGAAAGGCCAAGAGUGUGAAACCUUAUGACCUGGCUAAGCCAAUACAGUAGCAGAAGUGUGGAUUUU